AUGGCAUUAAAACGUGUUGUAGUAACCGGCAUUGGAAUGGUAUCGCCUUUAGGUUUAUCCGCUUAAGAAAGUUGGGAAGCUCUCUUAAAAGGCUAAUCCGGUAUAAUAAAUAUCGAAGAUUACCUCGAAAGAUUAAAAUAAACGGAUUCCCAAAACAAAUUAAUAAAUCCAAAAUUAUGGCCUGGAAAUACUUACGUAGCCCCUAUAAAAGUUGGCUUUGGUAAUUUAAAAAAAUGGAAAGUUCCUUUAUGUACAAACAACGCGAAUUCGUAUGUCAUGUCAGCAGCUGUGGAGGCUUUAAAAGACAGUAAAAUCGAGAAAAUAUUACAAGAAAAUGAGGAUUUAUAAAAUUAGGCUGGUGUAAAUAUCGGUAUAAUGAGUUCAAAUACAACAAAACUAACUGAAAUAAUAAAAGAUACAGAAAAAAAAGGUUUUGAUGGUUUAAAUAGGCUUACUAUAUUUCAUACAUUGACAAAUAUGGCAAGUGCUAAUUUAAGUAUUAAAUAUAAGCUUAAAGGACCAUCCCAAUCGGCAUCUACUGCUUGUGCAACUGGGUCAAGUGCAAUUGGUGACUCUUUUAGAAAUAUUUAAUUUGGAGACGCAAAAGUAAUGUUGGCAGGUGGAAGUGAAGAAUGUUUAAAUCCAACUAUAAUUUGGGCUAGUAUAAGAAUGUAAGCUAUGAAUUAGAAAAUUCACGAAAAACCAGAAUACUCUAGUAGGCCUUUUGAUAUUUAAAGAAGUGGAUUUAUUUUAGGGGAAGGUGCAGGCGUUUUGGUUUUGGAAGAAAUGGAACAUGCAGUAUAAAGAGGUGCUUUUAUUUAUGCAGAAAUUGGCGGGUAUGGAUAAAGUUCUGAUGGGUAUCAUUUAAGUAGACCUUUAGAGAGUGGAAAUGGGGGAUUGAGAUGUAUGAAGAAGGCUAUAGAGUAAGCUGGAGUUGGUUUGGGAGAAAUUCAGAGUAUUAAUUGUCAUGCAACAAGUACUUAAACGGGUGAUUUAGCUGAGGGGCUAGCUAUUUGUCAACUUUUGGAAAGAUUUUAAGGAAAGUGUGUGAUUACAGCAAAUAAAGGGAAUAUUGGACAUACUUUUGGAGCAGCGGGAGCUAUUGAGAGUAUAUUUAGUUUACUAAGUAUUAGAGAUGGGGUAGUGCCGAAGAUUUUAAAUUUAUAAGAAGAGUGUUAGAAGGGUUUGAGGUUUGCGAGGGAAAAUGUAGUAGGGAAUGUUGAUGUAGUUGUUAAAAAUUCGUUUGGAUUUGGGGGAGUUAAUGUUUCGUUGGUUUUUAAGAAAUUUAAGUGA
This is a messenger RNA of Ichthyophthirius multifiliis, 1293 nucleotides long. RefSeq lists its product as hypothetical. Lineage: Eukaryota; Ciliophora; Oligohymenophorea; Hymenostomatida. The record is from RefSeq and is a predicted model, not a curated record. Gene Ontology annotation, biological process: fatty acid biosynthetic process. The transcript has a single exon. Gene Ontology annotation, molecular function: 3-oxoacyl-[acyl-carrier-protein] synthase activity.